This is a messenger RNA of Klebsormidium nitens, 1125 nucleotides long. NCBI's taxonomy places the organism in Eukaryota, Viridiplantae, Streptophyta, Klebsormidiophyceae, Klebsormidiales, Klebsormidiaceae. The record is from the annotation of a GenBank genome assembly.
AUGCGCUCUUUUCCGCGGGAGAUUUUUCGAAAGUAUCCUCAGGGAUCACUCAUGAGCUGGGCCGAGUACACUCUAGCUUCUUACGAUGAAUCCAAAGACGACAAUCCAGUCGUGGUCCUGGGUCACGGCUUCGGCUGCGACUCCACCUGCUGGCACAACCUGAAACCAUUGCUGUUGAGACGAGGUUACGGAGUCCUCACGUACGACCUGCCCUAUGCCCGAACGUCUCAGAGCGGCGCUUUCACGGAGUCUCCGAAUCGGAGGAAGACGUUUCGGACGAUCUUUGAAAAGUUCAUCGCCGCAGUGACGGCCUCGCCGAGGGUCGAGACUCCUCACGGAGCAAAAUCAUUCGACUUUCAACGUUACUCUAUCCUAGGAGCCUACUCGGACGACCUGAUAUGUAUCCUGGACGAGCUCCGGAUCUCGGGCUGCGUUUUCGUCGGACACUCGGUCUCGGGCAUGAUCGGUCUCUCCGCCAGCACCAAGAGGCCCGACCUGUUCCGGAGAGUGAUCAUGCUAGCCUCUUCGCCGCGAUACAUCAAUGACCCCUCUACGGACUACGUCGGAGGUUUCCAAGAAGAGCAAGUGCGAGACCUUUUAUUACCAUUUGCGGUGAAAAUGUCGCGCAAAUCUGCCCGGCAAAUGGUCGCCUCUGGAAUGAGUGAUGAUGCCAUCGGUCAAGCUUUGCAAAGGAGCAGGCGCACCUUGCAGAGGCACCUGAAAAAGGUCGGCUUCACGCUCAAGAAAGCCACCAAGGCCUACUGCGAGUUCAACGAGGAGAGGGGCCAUGCGUUCCUAACGGACAUCCAAGCUGACUUGGGCCCACAUCUGCUGUCUCUAGACGAGUGUGGCUUCUUCAUGAACCAUGUCCGUGGCUAUGCAUGGAGCCAGCGUGGCACGCGAGCCGUGGUCAAGAGGCUAGGUCCCAGGGGCAAGAAGUUUUCCCUCCUCCUCUGCAUCAGCUCCACAGGUGUGGUCAAGUGGAACCUUUACCAGGGCUCGGUGGACUCCGUCAGGUUCCUGGAAUUCCUGCAGGAGCUUCCCAUGGGUUCCAAGAUCGUCCUAGACAAUGCAGCCAUUCACAAGAGCACCAACUCCCUCAGCGCAGAGGGCUGCCAACGGUAG